Molecule: messenger RNA, 1097 nt
Organism: Ixodes scapularis (black-legged tick)
Lineage: Eukaryota; Metazoa; Arthropoda; Arachnida; Ixodida; Ixodidae
Product: protein ANTAGONIST OF LIKE HETEROCHROMATIN PROTEIN 1-like
Exons: 1
Coding region: 1-864 (287 amino acids)
Source: RefSeq, a predicted model, not a curated record
AUGGCCCAGUGGGAGCGGAUGGCAGGCAACUUCGCAAGGCUGUGGAAUUUCCCCAACUGUGUCGGAGCUGUGGAUGGGAAACACGUGACCAUCCAAGCCCUCCCUGGCGCAGGCUCCGACACAUACAACUACAAGGGAUUCCACAGCAUCGCCCUCCUUGCAAGUUGUGAUGCUACAUACAAGUUUACACCUGUGGAUGUCGGCCAGCCAGGUCGUUUCAGCGACGGGGGUAUUUUUCGGGGCUCCGAAAUGGGGCAGUCCUUAAUGACUGGAGGCCUUGACCUUCCCCCCCCUGCACACCUCCCUGGAACACGCACUAAGCUGCCCUACGUGUUUGUGGCUGAUGAGGCGUUCCCCCUGCUCCCAAACCUCAUGCGCCCUUAUCCAAGGAAAGACCUCACGGUGGUGCCAAAGGUGUUCAACUAUAGGCUCUCACGAGCACGGAGGGUUAUACAGAACACCUUUGGCAUCUUGGUUGCAAGAUGGCGCAUCUUCAGGCAGCCGAUCCAGGCCUCAGAGGAGAAUCUGGAAGCGAUUGUCUGGGCAUGCGUCAGCUUGCACAACUACCUGAGGACGUGUGACGAGAGUGAGCAAGGGGAACGCCGCUACUGCCCUGCUGGCUAUGCCGACCAAGAAGGUGUGCUUGGGGAUGUCGUGCUUGGCCAGUGGAGGGCCGAGGUGAACGAUGGCGGUGCCCUUGUAGACGUGGGCCGCACAAGCUCAAACAUGUACAAUGACGAUGCCAAGAAGGUGAGGCAGACAUACGCUCGGUACUUCUGCUGCCCCGCUGGCGAAGUUACAUGGCAGUACAAAAAUGUUUACAAAGGCUUGACACCAGCUGUCCAAGCACCCAGUUGUCCCUAAGGCCACUCACUGCAUAUGCAAAGGUUAUUUCCGGGAAAUUGCCCUGUUGGCAUCGUCACCAAUUAUUUAUCACAAUGUACAGUCGCUCUAGUUGUACCUUUGGUCCUGGGGACCUUUUCACCCGCUGCCAUAUCCCAUCUUGGGAUGACGUCCCAUCACGUCCCAUCUUGGGACGACGUGACAUGGCCGCCAUAAAAUGAAUGAAGUUUCUUGCUCGACUAUCUGUAGCUGUU